Cannabis sativa is the source of this 1524-nucleotide messenger RNA. RefSeq names its product peroxidase 64. Gene Ontology annotation, biological process: hydrogen peroxide catabolic process; response to oxidative stress. NCBI's taxonomy places the organism in Eukaryota, Viridiplantae, Streptophyta, Magnoliopsida, Rosales, Cannabaceae. The record is from RefSeq and is a predicted model, not a curated record. Bases 218 to 1177 code for a protein of 319 amino acids. The transcript has 4 exons. Gene Ontology annotation, molecular function: peroxidase activity; heme binding. Gene Ontology annotation, cellular component: plasmodesma; plant-type cell wall.
AAUUGGUGGUGUGGUGUGUUCUUCUUUAUCACCAAAUGUAUUAACAACCACAAUAUUGAUCAUCGAUCCCUUCAACGACUCUCCUAAGUCUCUAAUCUCUUGACUUUUUUCUGCUAUAUAUACCGCUUCCCAUUCCAAGUAAUUCUCACACUUUCAAACACACACACACACACAUAUAUAAAUAUCAACUUAAUAAAAAGAAAGAAAAGAUAAAACCAUGGCAACCCUAGCUUAUUCACUACUAGUUUUUGCUCUUCUCACACUUUCAAUCUCAUCUGCCGUGAAUUCACUGAGCUUGAAUUACUACGACGACACGUGUCCACAUGUAGAGUAUGUGGUUGCCAACGCUGUAAAGAAAGCCAUGUCAAACGACAAAACAGUUCCGGCUGCUCUGCUCCGCAUGCACUUUCACGACUGCUUCAUCAGAGGGUGUGAUGCGUCAGUGUUGCUAGAUUCAACGAAAAAACACAAAGCAGAGAAAGAUGGGCCUCCUAACAUUUCAUUGCAUGCGUUUUAUGUCAUUGACAAUGCUAAGAAAGCUGUUGAAGCUAUGUGUCCUGGUGUCGUUUCUUGUGCUGAUAUAUUAUCUCUUGCUGCUCGUGAUGCCGUUGCUCUGUCUGGGGGUCCUACUUGGAAGGUACCAAAAGGCAGAAAAGAUGGGAGAAUAUCAAAGGCAAGUGAGACCAGACAAUUACCAGCUCCCACCUUCAAUAUCUCUCAACUCCAACAAAACUUUGCUCAACGAGGCCUUUCCCUUAAAGAUUUAGUUGCUCUCUCAGGAGGGCACACACUAGGAUUCGCCCACUGCUCAUCGUUCCAGAACAGACUCCACAAAUUCAAUGCCAGCGUGGACGUUGACCCCACACUUCAGUCGUCGUUUGGGGCGAGCCUGAGAAAUAUUUGUCCAGCUCACAACAAAGUGAAGAAUGCGGGGACCACCUUGGAUUCCACGUCGACAAUAUUCGACAAUGCCUACUACAAACUACUUCUGCAAGGCAAGAGUAUUUUCUCUUCAGACCAAUCUCUACUCACCACCCCACCAACUAAGGCCUUAGUCUCCAAAUUCGCUGCUUCUAAACAAGACUUCGAUAAAGCCUUCGUUGAGUCGAUGAUCAAGAUGAGUAGCAUCCAUGGUAGUGGCCAAGAAAUUAGGCUCAACUGCAAGGUCGUUAAUUAAUUAAUUAAUUAGUUUUUUUUCUUUCAAUAUAUUAUUAUAAAUUUCUCCAUCAAUCGAUCGUUUAAUAAUUGAAGAAGAGGAGUGAUAAGAUGAACCAAACCAAUUAAGAUGCAUGUAAUGAUUAGUAAGUUUGAGUUUUUUGUUUGUUUGUGUGGGAUUAUAUAUUGUAAUUAUUAUUGUUGUAUCACUUUGCUUUAGUUUGUUACCGUUAUAAUUAAAGUGAACGUACGGUAACAAAUUAAAAUCAAAGUUUUGGGAAUCCAGUUUGGUGUACUACGUGUAAGUGUAGCUCAAUUUUUUCAAUUAAUUAUAACUUUGAUUGGGGUUAUUCCAGUUUGAUCAUAAAA